AUGUCUCAAAGGCAGCCUCACUCAACUAACCAGACUUUAAUUUCCAUCACAAAUGACACAGAAGCAUCAAGCUCUGUUGUCUCCAACGAUACCACUCAGAAAGGACGGACCGGAGACAACUCUCCAGGACUAGAAGCACUGUGUGCCAUCUAUAUCACUUAUGCUGUGAUCAUUUCAGUGGGCAUCCUCGGAAAUGCUAUCCUCAUCAAAGUCUUUUUCAAGACGAAAUCCAUGCAAACAGUUCCAAAUAUUUUCAUCACCAGCUUGGCUUUCGGAGAUCUGUUGCUUCUGCUGACGUGUGUGCCCGUGGAUGCAACCCACUACCUAGCAGAAGGAUGGCUGUUUGGAAAGAUCGGUUGUAAAGUGCUUUCCUUCAUCCGGCUCACUUCUGUCGGUGUGUCAGUGUUCACGCUAACAAUUCUCAGUGCUGACAGAUACAAAGCGGUCGUGAAGCCACUUGAGCGACAGCCCUCCAAUGCUGUUCUGAAGACUUGUGCAAAAGCUGGUGGCAUCUGGAUCAUGUCUAUGAUAUUUGCUGUGCCAGAGGCUGUAUUCUCAAAUGUAUACACUUUCCGAGAUCCUAACAGAAAUGUCACAUUUGAAUCUUGUAACUCCUACCCUGUCUCUGAGAGGCUCUUGCAAGAAAUCCAUUCUCUGUUGUGUUUCUUAGUGUUCUACAUUAUCCCGCUCUCGAUUAUCUCUGUCUAUUAUUCUUUGAUUGCCAGGACUCUUUACAAAAGCACCUUGAAUAUACCUACUGAGGAACAAAGCCAUGCCCGAAAGCAGAUUGAAUCCCGGAAGAGAAUUGCCAAAACAGUAUUGGUGCUGGUGGCUCUGUUCGCUAUCUGCUGGUUGCCGAAUCACCUCCUGUAUCUCUAUCACUCAUUCACUUACCGAAGCUAUGAGGAGCCCACUGACAUUCCUUUUAUUGUCACUGUAUUUUCUCGAGUGCUGGCUUUCAGUAAUUCCUGUGUAAACCCCUUUGCUCUCUACUGGUUGAGCAAGACCUUCCAGAAGCACUUUAAAGCUCAGCUCUGCUGCUUCAAAGCAGAACAGCCUGAGACUUCUCUUGGUGACAAUCCUCUUGAUAAUCUCACUGUGAUAGGGCGGGUCCCAGCUACUGGGAGCACACAGGUGUCUGAUAUUAGUGUGACCCUGUUCAGUGGCUGUAGCACCAAGAAGGCAGAGGACAAAGUUUAG
Molecule: messenger RNA, 1200 nt
Organism: Psammomys obesus (fat sand rat)
Lineage: Eukaryota; Metazoa; Chordata; Mammalia; Rodentia; Muridae
Gene: Brs3
Product: bombesin receptor subtype 3
Exons: 3
Coding region: 1-1200 (399 amino acids)
Biological process (GO): bombesin receptor signaling pathway
Cellular component (GO): membrane
Molecular function (GO): bombesin receptor activity
Source: RefSeq, a predicted model, not a curated record